CUCCACUGUGCACUCUGACGCUUUUUCGGGCUACCCCCCUGAGACAGACUGGAGAGAAUGGCUGCCAGUGCAGAGGUAGGGAAGCUGUUACAAGUUCAGAAUGGGACACCGCCAAGCACCAACUACAAUGGGGUAGAUGCCAUACACGCCUGCAACAUCCUUCAGCAGCUCAAAGCUUUGUACGACGAAGCCCAGCUCACAGACAUUGUCGUAGAGGUGGACCACGGCAAGACCUUCUCAUGUCACCGGAAUGUUCUUGCCGCAAUUAGCCCAUAUUUUAGGUCCAUGUUCACGAGUGGCCUUACAGAGAGCAACCAACGGGAGGUCAGAAUCGUUGGGGUGGAAUCGGAAUCUAUGCACCUCGUCUUGGACUAUGCCUACACGUCCAGGGUCACGCUCUCAGAGUACAACGUUCAGGCCCUGUUCACCGCAGCCAGCAUAUUCCAGAUCCCUGCCCUGCAGGACCAGUGUGCCCAGUUUAUGAUCAGUAGGCUGGACCCGCAGAACUGUAUUGGGGUUUUCAUGUUUGCAGAUGCGUACGGGCACCAAGAGCUGAAGGAACGUUCUCAAGACUACAUUCGCAAAAAGUUCCUGUGUGUUUCAAGAGAGCAAGAGUUUCUCCAGAUGACCAAGGAGCAGCUGGUCAGCAUUUUGAACAAUGACGACCUCAACGUGGAGAAAGAAGAACAUGUGUACGAGAGCAUCAUUCGCUGGCUGGAGCACGAUCUGAGCGGGCGCGAGGCUCACCUGGCCGACGUGUUCUCCCAGUGCAUUCGUCUGCCAUUGCUGGAUGACACCUUCCUCAGUCGGAUCCCCGCGCCCUUCGCUUGCGCCCUUUCCCUGUCCAAAGACCCAGUCGAGGCCAAAGCCCGCCUCACCGGCACCAAUGGUUGCCCCCAGCGGCUGGGAAUGACCGCUUCCGAGAUGGUCAUUUGCUUCGAUGCCGCUCACAAACACUCAGGAAAGAAGCAGACGGUACCUUGCCUGGACACAGCCACGGGCAGGGUGUUCAAACUCUGCAAACCUCCCAACGAUCUCAGAGAGGUCGGCAUCCUGGUGUCCUCAGAAAACGACAUCUACAUUGCCGGGGGCUACCGACCGAGCAACAGCGAGGUGUGCAUUGAUCAUCGGGCUGAGAGCGACUUCUGGCAGUACGAACACGCUGGCAAUCGAUGGCUACCGCACGCGCCACUUUUGCGAGCCAGGAUCGGCUGCCGACUGGUACACUGUUGCGGCAAGCUCUACGCGUUGGGCGGCAGAGUAUACGAAGGCGACGGCCGCAACGCUUUGAAAUCGGUCGAAUGCUACGACGCCCGGGACAACUGCUGGACGGCUGUGAGUCCGAUGCCGGUGGCCAUGGAGUUUCAUAGCGCUGUGGAGUACAGAGACCGGAUCUACGUCCUCCAAGGUGAAUAUUUCUUCUGCUUCGACCCUCGUAAGGACUACUGGAGUCACCUCUCCCCGAUGAGCGUCCCCCGGAGCCAAGCUCUGGCCGCCCUCUACAAGAACUGCAUUUACUACAUUGCCGGCAUCUGCAAGAAUCACCAGCGCACAUUUACGGUGGAGGUCUACGACAUUGAGCGCAACAGCUGGAGCCACAAGAGGGAUCUGCCCUUUGACCCAGCCACCAGCCCCUACAUCAAGGCCAUGCUGCUGCAAGGCAAGUUGCACCUGUUUGUACGGGCCACGCAGGUCAUGGUGGAGGAGCACGUCUUCCGCACCAGCCGCAAGAACUCCCUUUACCAGUAUGACGAUCAGGCGGACGCAUGGACCAAAGUCUACGAGACGCCUGACCGCCUCUGGGAUUUGGGCCGCCAUUUUGAAUGCGUGGUAGCCAAACUCUAUCCACAGUGUCUACAGCGGGUGCUUUGAUGAAGCUGUGGCCGUGGCUUGUGCUGUGAACCCAAUCUGGGAGGCAGAGCGAGCGGUGUGGUUUUGCCUGCCUUGUGCCUGGUGUUACCUCGGCUUUGCACCACAAAGACCUUUUUUUUUUUUUUGGGGGGGUCUAUAAGUUUUCGAUACGUCUUAAGCGGUCAAACGUUUUUGGGUUUGACAAGAUCAAGACCGGGGUGCUUUUAAAAAAAAUGGCAGUAUUCCCCCACCACCAACACCACCACCACCAACUACCCACACAGAUGCUUGCCCUAGAAAACCGUACAACGAAUCAUAAGUGCAAUUACUCAAUUUGUGUUGCUUAUUGUUGAGCCACGCUCUUGUCAUUUGGUUUGGAUACAUGACCGAUGUUCUACAAAAGCAUGUAAACAUGGCGUGCACUCUGGAGAUACUAAUGCUACUUCUCAGCAUAAAGUCAAAUACUAUAUAUACACACACAUAUAUAAAAAGUAUAUAUAUAUAAACUAUAUAUUCAUACGGGUAAUAUGAAUAGCAUUGCUCAUUAUUAGUUUGCCGGCUCUGAGGUUUGUUUGCGCCACCCCAACCGCCCUGCAAGUCAAAUCUCGGAAGCUCCUUUUUUUCUAGGUGACUUAUUUUGAAGUCUAGUUGUGAUUUACAGUAGGUUUUGAAGCUUGUAUAAUAUUUUGAUGCCCCCCGCUAUUCCUCCACAAGCGACUGUGUGUCAAACAAUUCACUGUGUGUGGCUUCUGAGCAGUUUUCAUGUUUUGGUUUUAGAUUCCAAUUGCUUAGGGGGGGAGGGGGUCUCGUGCCUCCCACCCUUUCAUUCAGUCAGUGUCCAUUUUGUGUGUCACACAUGAGGACAAUUUGUGAUGUGUAAUGUUGGAAUAUUCCCUCUCCACAUUGGAGAAAUGACAAGAGUGAACUUUGUGUCAACACUAAGUGGGAAGUUCAGACCAACUACCACGCUUACCUCAGAGACUUCAGAGCUAUUCCAUUAGGAGGAGGAGGA
Syngnathus typhle (broad-nosed pipefish) is the source of this 2863-nucleotide messenger RNA. RefSeq names its product kelch repeat and BTB (POZ) domain containing 8 (gene kbtbd8). The transcript is spliced from 5 exons. Gene Ontology annotation, molecular function: protein binding. The record is from RefSeq and is a predicted model, not a curated record. Bases 58 to 1872 code for a protein of 604 amino acids. NCBI's taxonomy places the organism in Eukaryota, Metazoa, Chordata, Actinopteri, Syngnathiformes, Syngnathidae.